AUGAAGCCCGUCCCGACAAAAGAAGAUCCUCAAGCAGCGGAACCUGUGGUUCGCGAAUACUACCAGCGAAAACCCAAACCCUUGCCAUCGGACCCAACACUCCGAGCCCACGUCGAGCAAGUUCUGAAGGAUGGCUACGUGGUGAUCCCGAAUGCCUUCACGGACGCGCAGGCGCUUGAGGCAAUCGCUGAGAUCGAUAGGCUCCACGGCAACACACCCAAGAAGGGGCGCGACGCGUUUGAUGGCUUCAAAACGAACCGCAUCUUCUCCCUCCUGGGAAAGACCCGGGUCUUUGACAAGUUUUGCGUUCUCCCUCAAGUGCUGGCCAUGAAUGAGUACUUCCUGGAUGACGACUAUCUUAUAUACAUCAUGGAGACCAUUGUGAUUAAUCCUGGCGAAAGAAACCAGAGGCUGCAUCACGACGAUGCCGUCACGCGCCUACCAAGACCAAGACCCCCGGUCACGGCGGCCAUAAUGGUUGUGCUGGACGACUACACGGAGCUGAAUGGCGCGACACGAAUCAUCCCAGGGAGCCACAAGUGGGGAAGCGAUCGAAUCCCAGAAGAAGAGGAGGCUGUAUCAGCUGUAUGCCCACGCGGCAGCAUCGUGUACUUCUUGGGGACUACGUGGCACUCUGGUGGCGCAAACCGCAGCUCGAUGUCCAGAUAUGCAGCAACGAUUCAGUAUUGUCAGCCAUACAUCCGCCCAUUGGAUAACUUGAUGGUAGCUGUCGAUCCCAGACGAGCCCUGUCGGGAGAGAUUCCGAAGAAAAUUGUGGACAUGAUGGGGUACCGAAGCGCUUUCCCCUUCAUCGGCUAUGCCGAUGGAAUGAAUCCGAAGAAAGCGACUAGAAGAAUGAUUCGGCGGCUGGAACAGCCGAUUGAUUACAACCCGCCAACAUUUGCUAGUGAAGCUGGGGACAAGGAGGAGAGGGUCUCUAGCAAAUUGUAA
Molecule: messenger RNA, 951 nt
Organism: Ilyonectria robusta
Lineage: Eukaryota; Fungi; Ascomycota; Sordariomycetes; Hypocreales; Nectriaceae
Product: phytanoyl-CoA dioxygenase
Exons: 2
Coding region: 1-951 (316 amino acids)
Source: RefSeq, a predicted model, not a curated record